This is a messenger RNA of Xenopus tropicalis (tropical clawed frog), 2216 nucleotides long. RefSeq names its product neurofilament light chain (gene nefl). The coding region runs from base 28 to 1692 and encodes 554 amino acids. Gene Ontology annotation, biological process: postsynaptic intermediate filament cytoskeleton organization. The record is from RefSeq and is a predicted model, not a curated record. Lineage: Eukaryota; Metazoa; Chordata; Amphibia; Anura; Pipidae. Gene Ontology annotation, cellular component: axon; cytoskeleton; intermediate filament. Gene Ontology annotation, molecular function: structural molecule activity. The transcript has 4 exons.
UGCGCUGCGCUCUCCCCAGCCGGCACCAUGAGCUCCUACAGUUACGACCCGUAUUACACUUCCUACAAGCGCCGGGUGGUGGAGAGCAGCCCCAGGGUGCACAUCAGGAGCAGCUAUGUCUCUCCCAGCAGAACCACUUACUCCCCGGUGGUUUCCAGCACUAUGCGCCGGAGUUACGCCGCCUCUUCUUCUUCCUCCUCUUCCCUCCUGCACGGCGUGGACACCAUGGACCUGUCGCAGGUAGCGGCGAUCAGCAGCGACUUGAAAAUCGUGCGAACCCAGGAGAAGGCGCAGCUGCAGGACCUGAACGAUCGCUUCGCCAACUUUAUCGAGCGCGUCCACGAACUGGAGCAGCGCAACAAGGUGUUGGAGGCAGAGCUGCUCCUAUUGCGCCAAAAACACAACGAACCCUCCAGGCUGCGGGAUCUGUACGAGCAGGAGGUACGGGAGCUGCGUCUGGCGCAGGAGGAGGCUACGGGGGACCGGCAGACUAUGCGCAACGAGCGCGAACGUUUAGAGGAUGCGCUGCGCCUGCUGCAGGGGCGCUAUGAGGAAGAAGCGCUGAGCCGGGAAGACGCGGAGGCCAGGCUGUUGGAUGUGAGGAAAGAAGCCGACAUGGCAGCCCUAGCCCGGGUAGAACUGGAGAAGCGCAUGGAUAGCCUUCUAGACGAAAUCGCUUUCCUGAAGAAAGUACAUGAGGAAGAACUGGCGCAGCUUCAGUCGCAGGUGCAAUACGCUCAGAUCUCCCUAGAAGUCGAAGUGGCUAAGCCCGAUCUCAGCUCUGCCCUGCGGGAUAUAAGGGCCCAGUACGAGAAGCUGGCAGCCAAGAACAUGCAGUCCGCGGAGGACUGGUUCAAGUCGCGAUUCACUGUCCUGACGCAAAGCGCAGCCCGCAACACGGACGCAGUCAGAGCCGCCAAGGAUGAGGUGUCCGAGAGUCGCAGGAUGCUCAGCGCCAAGGGUCUGGAGAUAGAGGCUUGUAGGGGGGUGAACGACGCUCUAGAGAGGCAAAUCCAGGAACUGGAGGAAAAGCAGAGCGGGGAAAUCGCAGGGAUGCAGGAUGCUAUAAACAAAUUAGAGGAAGAGCUGAGGAACACCAAGAGUGAAAUGGCGAGGUAUCUGAAGGAAUAUCAAGACCUGCUCAAUGUGAAGAUGGCUUUGGAUAUAGAAAUUGCUGCCUACAGGAAGUUACUUGAGGGGGAGGAGACCCGACUGAGUUUCUCCGGCGUUGGUGCCAUCACUAGCGGCUACACGCAGAGUGCCCCGGUCUUUGGCCGUUCCGCAUAUAGUCUGCAGAGCAGCUCUUAUAUGACUUCCCGGGCAUUCCCUACAUACUACUCCAGCCAUGUCCAAGAGGAGCAACUUGACAUAGAGGAGACUAUAGAGUCUUCUAGAGCAGAAGAAGCCAAGGCAGAAGCCCCAGAGGAGGAAGAAGAAGAGGCUGGAGAGGAAGAAGCAGAAGGUGGAGAGGGGGAUGAAGGAGAAGGUGAAGAAGGGGAAGAAGCUAAGGAAGAGGAAGCUGAAGAAGAGGGCGAAGGAGAAGAAAAAGAAGAGGAAGAGGAGGGAGAGGGUGAAGCAGAGGGUGAAGCAGAGGGAGAAGGAGAGGCAGAAGGAGAAGGUGAGGAGGAAGAAGAAGGCAAAGGAGAAGAACCUGCAGAAGAGGAAAGUAAAAAGAAAGAAAAGAAAAAAUAGAGGGAAUAAUGGUUUCCCAGCUACUAGAUCCGCCUUUGCAAUUCCAACCAAUCUCCAUACUUCGUCCCCUCAUGACUUGAGUGAUACAGAGCACUUCCUCCCUACACACUUGCACUCCCGCAGGCACCUCUAUGGUUAGAUCACCCCCUCAUGUUGAGCAUUUGGACACCAGCUUCACGCAAACCAGCCCUGGCCCUGUCACCCCUCCCAGGGUUUGCAUGGUAAAAUAAGAGGGAGUUUAGAACCUGAAGUUUUCGAUGAUUUCAUCCUCAGCGAAGGGUACAUGUGCCGCAGUUUCAGCCUUUGCCACAAGGGUUGGCGGCACAUGGUGACUGAGAACCAAUAAGCUGGCAGUGUUGUUUGAAUGUUCUCCGCUGUUCCCCUCUCCUAAUGGCGCCCCUAAAUCCUUCAUACUGCUCAAGACUGGCACUGCAGGGCAAUAGAGAGCAGCUUAUGAAUGUAUUGGUGGCUUCUGUGGUUCCGUUCCCUAUACCAACCAAUAAAGGGGUAAACCGCAUUCCACA